AUGCGGAGCGCGCUGAGCUGGUGCGCGGUAGCCCGCGCCCUGGUCCUAGCCGGCCUCUGGCUGGCCGCAGCCGGGCGCCCCCUAGCCUUCUCGGACGCGGGGCCGCACGUGCACUACGGGUGGGGUGAGCCCGUCCGCCUACGGCACCUGUACGCCGCCGGCCCCCACGGCCUCUCCAGCUGCUUCCUGCGCAUCCGCGCCGACGGCGGCGUUGACUGCGCGCGGGGCCAGAGCGCGCACAGUCUGCUGGAGAUCAGGGCAGUCGCUCUGCGGACCGUGGCCAUCAAGGGCGUGCACAGCGUCCGGUACCUCUGCAUGGGGGCCGACGGCAGGAUGCAAGGGCUGCCUCAGUACUCUGCUGGAGACUGUGCUUUCGAGGAGGAGAUCCGCCCUGACGGCUACAAUGUGUACCGGUCUAAGAAGCACCAUCUCCCCGUCUCCCUGAGCAGUGCCAAACAGAGGCAGCUGUACAAGGACAGAGGCUUUCUGCCCCUGUCCCACUUCUUGCCCAUGCUGCCCGGGAGCCCAGCAGAGCCCGGGGACCUCCAGGACCACGUGGAGUCUGAUGGGUUUUCCGCCCCCCUAGAAACAGACAGCAUGGACCCUUUUGGGAUCGCCACCAAAAUGGGACUAGUGAAGAGUCCCAGCUUCCAAAAAUAAGUGGGGCUGUGGCCUCCCCUCCACCGCCCUCAGAGGCCAGGACCCCCGACCUGUGGUGCUUGCAAAGUGGGUUCUGGCUAUGCUUCUGCAAGUAUGAUCCUGGGCUCGUGCUCCGGGUAGCUUUAGGAAGAAACAUCUAGAACUUGUACAUAUACAGAGUUGUACAUUGGCUGUGCCAGUUCCUAGCGGAUAGACAUGUAUGAUCUUGAAAUCGUAAGCCCUCCACCCCGCACCUUUGCCAUUGCUGGACAGUUUGCUGUGCUGCCCUGAUUCUGCUUGAAUACCUCCACUGACCGGGAACUCACUACCUUUGGGGAAGUUCUUAUGCCAAGCUGAAACGUUCCGCAGUUCUCUCUCCCGUCAUUUCCAGUAGGGGCAGCCAGAAGAAAAGCGGUCAUUUUAAACUCACGUACAGGUGAUCAGCUUUGUGAAACCUUAGGUAAAUUUGACUCUACCACAUGAGAAUUGAUCGAGGUCUCCACUCCAAAGAGGAUCGUUGGUUCUCCCCCAGCCCCUCCAGGACAGAACUGAUCAGGCAUGGCCCACCAGGCUUUGGGAACAGGGAGAGCCCAGAGGCCUCCAGCCUGGGUAAACCUUAAGAACUCCCCGCUAUGGCUGCUUCUGGGACAGAUGACCUUCACCGGACUACUUGGCAGUCUGCCCAGGGUCCAUCGGGAAUUCACUUGCCCCUCCCCUUGACCUCCAGCGCCCUGUACAUAGCCAACACUUACCAGGGCUCACUGGUUCCCCUAAGUGAACGACCACCUGCUUGGGGGGGACAGGACGUGAGGACAGCCUCAGUAGCCCUCCUUCCCCGGGAUCCU
Neomonachus schauinslandi (Hawaiian monk seal) is the source of this 1484-nucleotide messenger RNA. It is a transcript of the gene FGF19, whose product is annotated as fibroblast growth factor 19. The transcript is spliced from 3 exons. Gene Ontology annotation, biological process: positive regulation of protein phosphorylation; regulation of cell migration; positive regulation of gene expression. Gene Ontology annotation, molecular function: growth factor activity; fibroblast growth factor receptor binding. The record is from RefSeq and is a predicted model, not a curated record. Lineage: Eukaryota; Metazoa; Chordata; Mammalia; Carnivora; Phocidae. Gene Ontology annotation, cellular component: cytoplasm; extracellular region. Bases 1 to 660 code for a protein of 219 amino acids.